AUGACAACAGAAAAUAUUUCACCAUUGUCUUCAACUUCGAAAAUUUAUCAUCGACAAAAUAAAUUUAAAAAAAACAGUGAAAAUACUUCACCAACCAAUGUUAAUGAUUGGACAAUAACAUUUUGUAUAAUUGGUUCUGCUUGUUCAAAUAAACGACUUCUAUCUUCACUUGAAGAUCGUUAUGUAUAUGAAUGUAUUCAUGAUGAACGAGAAGUAAUUCGUACAUUAACUGAAACGAAAAUUUUAUUAUCACAACGACAAUUACGUAUUUAUAUUGUUGAUUCAUUUGAUGAUUCUAUAUUUCAAUAUUUAAAAGACAAUGAAGAUAUUUAUACAAUUAGUUCUGAACUUGUAUUAUCAUGUGCAGAAAAAGAAAUUGAUAUUCCUGUACCAAGAAGAAAUCGACCAUUAUAUUGUCAACAUUUAUCUUCAGCUGUCAUAUGUUUUGUUGGAAUUCGAAGAGAUACACAUACGGAAUUAAGUGAUUUUGUUCAUUAUCUUGGUGGAUCUGUACGAAAAGAUUAUAGUGAUCAAGUAACACAUGUUAUAUCACAUGCAAAUAUCGGUGAAAAAUAUCUCACAGCAUUUAAUAUGGAAAGAAGUGAAAUUCUAACAGAAGAAUGGCUUUUACAUUGUUGGCAUGAACGAAAUAAUCGACAAUUUAAUCCAUUUGAUUCUGAACUUAUUCGAAUAUAUCGUGCUAAACCAUUACAUAAUCUUAAUUUAUUCUUUUUUGGUUUUAAUAAUGAUAAUGAAUUACAACAUUUACAUACUUUAACCAAUGAACAUGGUGGAUUUAUAACAAAAGAAAUGAAUGAAGCAACACAUAUUGUUCUUUCUGAUAUAAAUUUAUUUAUAUUGACAUAUCCAUCAUAUACACGUAAACAUCGACAAUAUAUUGUCCAUGUACAAUGGUUUUGGGAAUGUUUAUGUUUAAUGGGUAAAGCUGAUGAAUCAAUGUAUAUUGUUAAUUUAACUAGUAAUCAAUCAACAACACCAGAUUCUUCAUUAUUAUUACUUUCACCAUCAAUACAUGGUGAUAGUCCAUUACAUGAUUCAUCAUUAAAUACGACUGUUAAACGAAAACGUCGACAUAAACAUUUGUUUAUAAAUGAACAAAUUGAUAAUACACCAAAUUCAAAACGUUUUAAUAGUAGUGUUAAUGAGAAUGAAAAUUUAUUAGAUGAUAAUAUUGUUAUAGAAAAACAACAAAAUAUUAAAAAAGAUAAUAAAUAUUUAAUUGAAAUGGAAUUAAGAGAAACUGAACGAAAUUAUGUUACAAUGUUAUCAAAUAUUAUUCGAAUUUUCAAAACUGAAAUGGAAAAAGAUGAUCGUCGAAAUGGUCCUAUUCUUACAAAAGUUGAAAGUACACAAAUAUUUGGUAAUAUUGAAGAAAUCUAUCAUUUACAUUUAUCUAUUGCUGAACAACUUGAUCGAGCUAUAAAUGAAGAUAAAUGUAUUGGUUCAAUAUGUUUAACUAAUUCUGUUGAUCUUUUACGUGUUUAUCAACCAUAUACAAAAUUUUAUGAUAAAACAAUUGAAGCAAUUCAUACAUUAGAAAAAACUAAUUCUCGUUUUUAUGCUUAUCUUAAAAUUUGUGAACAUAAAAUUGAAUUAGGUAAACAACAUUUAGUUGAUUUAAUGAUACGAUCUAUUCAACGUUUACCAAGUAUAUUAUUAUUACUAGAACGUUUACUUAAAUAUACAUCAAUAACACAUAUUGAUUAUCAAUUAUUAAUUGAUUCAUUAGAUAAAUUACGUGAAAUAGCAAAAAAAUUAAAUGAAGAAAGAGGAAAAACAGAAAAACAUUUAUCAAUGUUUAAUAUUGUUAAUAGUAUUGAUAAUUGUUCAGUAACAAAAUUACGUGUUAAUAUGUGGAAAACCCCUGGUAUGAAAACAUCAAAAACAUACAAACAUAUUGCAUUUAUUCAAUUAAGUGAUAUUAGAAGUUUAUUUGAUAUUAAUCCAAUAUCAUUAACAAUUGAUGAAACUGAACAAUUCGGAAUACUUUGUUCAAUUGAUGGACAAAUACGUCAACUUAUAUUUCGUGUUAUUAAUGGAAAUACAAGUACUAGUACUAAUAAUUCAAAAUCUUAUUUUACUGAUUUAAUAUCUUCAUCAUCAUCAUCGAUUUCAACAUUAUCAAAUAGUACUACACAUCAUGGAAAUCAUAAAAUCGAUGUACUUUAUCAUUUAUCUAAAGCUAUUUCAGAUGAUCGAUGUUUACUUGAUAAAUCUUCACUUAUUCAAACAGUUACUAAUUCAAAUAAUAAUCAUCAUGUGUAUUGUUCUCAAACAUCAUUUGAACAUUCAGAAAUUGAUUCAGGUUUACAUUCAACUAGUCGUCUGAAUUUAUUAGAUUUAGCACUUAAACGUGAUCUUCAUAAAGCAAAUAAACGGUUAAGUCGAGCUUUUUUAUUUAGUUCAGAACCCAAUAAACAUUUAACAAAAAAAAAAACUUAUUAG
This is a messenger RNA of Rotaria sordida, 2466 nucleotides long. NCBI's taxonomy places the organism in Eukaryota, Metazoa, Rotifera, Eurotatoria, Philodinida, Philodinidae. The record is from the annotation of a GenBank genome assembly.